CCUAUGGAGCGAAUGGCUGUGGUUUUUAUUCUCCCUUCUCUCUCUCUCUCUACUACCUCACGCUUUGCAGCAUCGAGGAGCAGACGGGAGGCGCUGCAGUCUCUCCUCUUCCGGGCUUUUCGCCGCUCCGUUCCUCCAUUUCUUCUCCCCCUCUACUCGCCAAUGGGAGCUUCUCCCAUUCGCCCCUGCCGCUCCCUCCUCCUUCCCAUGAUCCUUUGAGGGCCGCCGCCGCCCAUGGACUACGACGCCGCCGCCGCUGCCGCCGCCGCUGCAGCCGGGGUCCACAAGCGCGGCGUCCGGCCGCCGUCCGUCUCCGUGACGGAGGUCUCUGCCUCCUCCUCGACAUCGCGCCGCCCCUCUAUGGAUGAAGAAGCAAUGUGGCAAAUGAGUAUCAGAGAGACUGAAUCCAUGGAAUCGGGAUCCUACCCUGAGCGUCCAGGGGAGCCUGACUGUACCUAUUAUCUUAGGACUGGCCUUUGCAGAUACGGGAUGACUUGCAGAUACAAUCAUCCUCAUAACAGACAGAUGGCUAUUGCUACAGCAAGUAUUAAAGGGGGAUUUCCUGAAAGGGUUGGACAUCCAGAAUGUCAGUUCUAUCUUAGGACGGGUACAUGCAAAUUUGGAGCUACAUGCAAAUUUCAUCAUCCUAGAGACAAGGCUGGAAUUGCUAGUAGAGUCCAACUAAAUAUGUUAGGCUACCCAAUUCGUCCGAAUGAGAUAGAAUGUGCAUAUUAUAUGAGAACUGGAGUAUGCAAAUUUGGGGGCACUUGCAAAUUUCACCAUCCACAGCCUUCUAAUACAAUGGUUUCAGUGCGUGGCUCUACUGUUUAUCCUGGUGUACAUUCUCCUACUUCUCCUCAGCAAUCUUAUCCUGGGGGUUUGACAAACUGGCCCAUGUCCAGAGCUUCUUUCAUUGCUAGUCCACGAUGGCAAGGUCUUUCUAGCUAUGCUCAAGUGAUUGUUCCUCAAGGUUUAGUUCAAGUCCCUAGCUGGAACACAUUUCCGGGACAAUUAGGAGCUGUUUCAUCAUCAGAGACUCCAUUGCUUUUGCCACGAACAACACCAUUCUAUGGGGCAUCUCAGCAGAGUGAAACAAUGGCAGGGGUUCAAGGGACAGUCCCAUCCUACCGAUCAAAUGCUCUUCCCAUGGGUCAGUAUGUAAUGGCAAGGGACAAUGUCUUUCCUGAAAGAACCGAUCAACCCGAAUGCCAAUUUUAUAUGAAGACCGGAGAUUGUAAAUUUGGCGCCGCCUGCAAGUUCCAUCAUCCUAGAGAGAGAAUCGUUCCUCCCCCUAAUUGCAUGCUGAGUCCGUUAGGUCUUCCUUUACGCCCUGGGGAACCCUUGUGCAUUUUUUAUUCUAGAUAUGGCAUCUGCAAGUUUGGAGCCCAUUGCAAAUUCAACCAUCCUAUGGCAACAACACCCAUGGAGUUAUACGCCUACAGUCUGUCUCCGACCUCUCUGGUCGACAUUCCAAUGGCGAGAAAUUUCCUUGACUCCACGUCAAGCCCUACAACCCUAGAAGUUCCUCACGAGGCUGCCACUGGGAAGUCGAGGCGUCUUUCGCUCUCAGAGUCCUGACAAAUUGCUUCAGGCGACGAAAGCGUUCAAUCGGAGGGAUUACGCACCACCUCAAGCAUUGUUGGGAAAGUUUCUUCUUUUUCCUAACCAUUCAAGAGGUGUUCCUUUCCUUGUAGAUGACGACUCCAUCCAUUAUGUCGAUGAGUUGGUGCCUAUGCCGAUAAUGUACAGUUUUUUUUCCCACAAGGACCGCGACUUGUUGCUCUGAAGGCUGACAAAGUCUCCAUUCUUGUUGUAUUAUAUAUCUUGAUGUAAAAAAAACUAAGGCGAAAAUGAUGCUCUGUAUAUUUGAGAAACUUACUUUGUUUAUGUAUGUAAUUCGGCGGAAAGUAGUUCUUGUCCUUGUUCAUUGCCUUUA
Zingiber officinale is the source of this 1936-nucleotide messenger RNA. RefSeq names its product zinc finger CCCH domain-containing protein ZFN-like. Lineage: Eukaryota; Viridiplantae; Streptophyta; Magnoliopsida; Zingiberales; Zingiberaceae. Bases 235 to 1578 code for a protein of 447 amino acids. The record is from RefSeq and is a predicted model, not a curated record. Gene Ontology annotation, molecular function: metal ion binding; mRNA binding. The transcript is spliced from 7 exons.